Nothoprocta perdicaria is the source of this 1788-nucleotide messenger RNA. RefSeq names its product leiomodin 3 (gene LMOD3). Lineage: Eukaryota; Metazoa; Chordata; Aves; Tinamiformes; Tinamidae. Gene Ontology annotation, molecular function: actin binding; tropomyosin binding. The transcript is spliced from 3 exons. Gene Ontology annotation, cellular component: striated muscle thin filament; myofibril. Gene Ontology annotation, biological process: myofibril assembly; muscle contraction; pointed-end actin filament capping. The record is from RefSeq and is a predicted model, not a curated record. The coding region runs from base 1 to 1665 and encodes 554 amino acids.
AUGUCUGAACCCAGCCAAAACUCCGAGGAGGAGGUAUGUGCCGAGGACAUCGAUGAGGACGAAAUCCUGGCGAAUCUCUCCCCCGAAGAGCUCAAGGAGCUACAGUGUGAAAUGGAAGUGAUGGCUCCAGACCCCAAGGUCCCCGUUGGGAUGAUACAGAAAGACCAGACGGAGAAAGCACCGACUGGGAGCUUCGACCACCGCUCCCUCGUCGACUACCUGUACUGGCAGAAGGCGUCGCGGCGCAUGCUCGAGGACGAGAGAGUUCCYGUCACCCUCCUGCCCUCGGAGGUAAAGAGCAAAAACCCACAAAUAUCUAUGGGGUGUCUGCUGAAGGGUGAGAGACGCUAUCAAAACGAGCACGUGUCCAACUCAGUAGCGCCAGCUGCGGAGACAAGCAAAGACGCGAGUGACAAGGAGGUAGAGGAGGAGGAGGAGGAGGAGGAAGGAGAAGAGGAAGAUGAAGAAGAGGAGGAGGAGGGGGAAGAAGAGCAUGAUGAGAACGAAUUGCAGACAACAGAGACUGACACCAAUGAAAACAGUCACAGAGAUCAGAUAAGUAAGGAGUCAGGUACAGACUCAGAGGAGCUCACUGAAAAGCAAGAGGAAAAUGAAAAGAAAAUAUCGAAAUUAAACAUCCCCAAAAAGUUAGCACUGGAUGCUAGCUUCAUAAAGCUGAGUGCCAGACCCUCAGGAAAUCAAACCAAUUUAGAGGAGAGUUUGGAGAAAGUCCGCAAAAACAACCCGGACGUGAAAGAGGUCAACCUGAACAACAUCGAAAACAUCCCCAAAGAAAUGCUGAUAGACUUUGUAAACGCCAUGAAGAAGAACAAGAACGUCAAGACGUUCAGUCUGGCCAACGUGGGCGCCGACGACAACGUUGCCUUUGCGCUGGCCAACAUGCUGCGCGAAAACCGGAGCAUCGCCACCUUGAACAUCGACUCCAACUUCAUCUCGGGCAAGGGCAUCGUGGCCAUCAUGAGGUGCCUGCAGUACAACGAGAGCCUCACGGAGCUGCGCUUCCACAACCAGCGCAGCCUGCUGGGCCACCAGGCCGAGAUGGAGAUCGCGCGGCUGCUGAAGGCCAACCCCACGCUGCUCAAGAUGGGCUACCACUUCGAGCUGCCCGGGCCCCGCAUGGUGGUCACCAACCUGCUGAGCAGGAACCUGGACAAGCAGCGGCAGAAGAGGCACCAGGAGCAGCGCCAGCAGCAGAUGAAGGAGCAGCGGGAGCUCAUAACCAUGCUGGAGAACGGACUGGGGCUGCCGCCGGGCAUGUGGGAGAUGCUGGGGGGCCCGAUGCCGCAGGCGAUGCCACAGGAGCCUCCACCGGCGCCCAGGCCGCCCGCUCCCACCGCGGUGUCGCCGAGCAAGAGGAAGGAGAGCGCGGGGCCGCCGGCGCCCGCCCCGCCGCCCGCCGCGCAGCCYGUCUCCUUCCGCGUGGUCAAGCUCAAGAAGACGCAGCGCAAGCCGGCCGUGCCCGAGUACGUGGAGCCCGCCGAGAAAACCAACCUCAAGGACGUCAUCAAGACGCUCAAGCCGAUCCCCCGGAGGAGGCCGCCACCGCUCGUGGAAAUCACGCCGAGGGAUCAGCUCCUCAACGACAUCCGKCAGAGCAACGUGGCUUACCUGAAACCGGUGCCAUUGCCAAAGCAGUUGGAGUAAGAGACCAGACAGAUCUGAAGAAAACACCUUGAAAUAAGGACUGUGCAAGGUUUGCUUACAAUUGUUUCACCAGAUGUCUUCUUCAGAAGCCAGGUGGUGUUUGUGACUCUCUGGGAACAAAGC